Arachis ipaensis is the source of this 375-nucleotide messenger RNA. The record is from RefSeq and is a predicted model, not a curated record. NCBI's taxonomy places the organism in Eukaryota, Viridiplantae, Streptophyta, Magnoliopsida, Fabales, Fabaceae.
AUGGCUAGAAUAUUUGAUGAUAUAUUUAAUGAGGCAUUGUAUGAAAAAAGAAGAAGGCAAGAUAACAUACUCGUGGAUAAUUGGAUCGAUGAAUGUUUGUUCAUGAUUCAAAAGAAGAAGAUAUUAAGAGAAGCUCUUUUCCAACUCCUCGUAGAUGGAUCAACAGAGAUUGAGAAGCAGGACAUAAUCGUCUUUUCAAAGAUUUUGCAGAUGAGCCGGUGUAUAAUGCUGAUAUUUUUCGACGGAGCAUAUGGCGUAGUAGCUGAUGCUGUUGAUGAUUAUGUGCACAUAGGCGAGAGCACCACAAUUGAAUGCUUGGAAAAAUAUUUUGUAGGUAUCAUUUCAGUGUUCGAGAAUGAAUACUUGCGAAAAUAA